AUGGUUAUCAUUGAUCCGUAUUUCAAAGAUUCUUCCUCAGGUAUCCAGAUUUACAGCUUUCCUCAUCUUCCUCUUGCAAUUUGCUUUUGAUUGGAAUAGAAUUUUCAAUUUUUUCAUGCCUGUUCUUUGACCUAUCUAGUGUAAUAUUUUCAGAUCUUCCCGGACAACAGACGGGCCCAAUUCCGCAAGUAGAUAUCGUGAUGCCAUACUACUGGACCACUGACGACACUCGCCGCGCCAUUUUGGCCUCGAUUAUCCCUAUCGGUGCUGGAGUUGCGGGCGCUGCCUUCAUCGCUCGUGAUAAGCAAAUUAACGAUGUUAUCAACGUAAGAUUUACAAUUCUCUUGUCAGUUUUUAGGUUCACCAAUGUGAGGAUUCGCUGAGGAUGGGAGAAAAGUGUUAAAACGGGUUUAUGGGGUCAAAUUUUUGGUUCGAUUACAUGGUUUCCUUCAGCUCAUCUAAAAUAAGGUCGGAAAAGUUGAGGGUGGUUGUAUAAUGUGGUCAUUUUGGUAUUUCUCGUAUCGUCAAGGCAUCUCUGAGCUUUCAAAUAUUCCAGGCUAACGUUUUUUUAAUCCCACAAGCCAUAACAUGCAAAACGACCCUGACUACGAAUAAUUUUUUACAAAUUUUAUCGUCUUCCAAAGUGUUAUUGGGUUCUUGUGAAAUCAAGAGCUUAUUGACAAUCUUUGAGCAUCCAAAUCUUUUAGUUCCGAGAAAUGUUGACGGUCUUUGAUCACCCCAACCUCUCUUGUUGACAUGUAAAAUAAUAUCGAAAUCAAAGCUAAACACUUUUUUGCAGAGCAGCCGCAAACCCCAUUGGGCGAUCAAAUGUAAAGCCACCCAUUCUGCCAUCGACAUCCUCACUGCCGCCCCACUCGGCUAUGCCUCCUAUCUGGUGUACAAGAAUGGCGGAGGCUUCGAUUACACCGAUACCACCGUUGCUCUGACUCUGUAUGGAGCGAAUAUUGGGCUCGCCUUGACUAACAUCCCAUUGUUGAAGAGAUCCAACUUCCAAUGCGUAAGUUGUAUUCUUUUUUGAGUUGAACUUUUAGGUUGGUGAACGAAGUUUUUUGAGAUUUUCGAGCGACUUGACCUUAUUUUAGUUGCAGAUUCGAAUUUUUUGUCGUAAAAAGGUUGUUUUUAGCUCUUCUACAACGGCCUAUUGGUUAGCGGAACUGCUGCCGCUACUGCCUACGCUUUCUACAAGAUCGACAAGCACGCCGGCCUCUGGACCCUCCCCUACGCCUUGUGGACCGUCUACUACGCUGCUCUCGGCUACGCCACCUACAAACUGAACAGCCCCAACAAAGACGCCUAA
Messenger RNA from Bursaphelenchus xylophilus (pine wood nematode), 1318 nucleotides. NCBI's taxonomy places the organism in Eukaryota, Metazoa, Nematoda, Chromadorea, Rhabditida, Aphelenchoididae. The record is from the annotation of a GenBank genome assembly.